Cordyceps fumosorosea ARSEF 2679 is the source of this 1095-nucleotide messenger RNA. RefSeq names its product RTA1 domain protein. The coding region runs from base 1 to 1095 and encodes 364 amino acids. Lineage: Eukaryota; Fungi; Ascomycota; Sordariomycetes; Hypocreales; Cordycipitaceae. The transcript has 4 exons. The record is from RefSeq and is a predicted model, not a curated record. Gene Ontology annotation, cellular component: membrane.
AUGGCCACUCCGACGACUUACACACAUACACCAACCACAAGUAGUACUGCUUCGCCUAGCUGCACAACGGCUGUCCCGGACAAAUAUGGCCAUGUACCAUUUGAUGCGUGUAACUCCAACUACAAUGACAACCCGAGUUUUGAGGCCAACCUGGCCUUUGCCGUGGUCUUUGGGGCGAGUUUUGUUACCCAUAUUGUCCAAGCCAUUGUCUAUAAAAAGCGAUUCUGCUGGGUUGUAAUCAUGGGCGCCGCAUGGGAGACGGCAGCGUUCAGUUUGCGCACUAUUGGAUCCCACAAUCAGCAAGAGAGACAGUACGCGAUCUGGGGAACGCUUCUCUUCCUGCUGGCGCCGUUAUGGAUCAAUGCUUUCGCCUACAUGACGGUCGCUCGCAUGGUCUAUUUUGGCCUUCCCGACAAGAAGAUCUGGGGCGUCCGCGCAGUCAAGCUGACGGUGCUGUUUGUUUGGCUUGACAUUAUCUGCUUCCUGGUGCAGCUGGGUGGCGGCGGGCUGCUAUCUAACAACGACAACGCAAAUUUGACGCGUAUCGGGAUGAAGCUGUACACUGCAGGGAUUGGGCUGCAGCUCGGGUUUAUCGUGAUCUUUGGGGUCAUGACGGCGUGGUUCUACCACCGGAUGCGGCAAGUCUCGCGGGGACAGGGCAUGGGGCGACUGCGGUUUCUGAUAUGGGUGAUGCUAGCAGUUCUGGUACUGAUUAUGAUGCGAAUCAUUUAUCGGUUGCUUGAGUUUGGGCCGGGAAUCAACGCGGACAACAAGCUCAUCACAGACGAGACAUACCCGCUCACCCUGGAUGCAAUGCCCAUGGCGUUGGCGUUGGGGCUGUUGAACUUGUUCCAUCCUGGGCUGGUGCUCCGCGGCUCGGACGGCGAGUUUCCCCGGGUGACUCGCAAGGAGAAGAAGGCAAUAAAGCAGCAGGCUAAGGAAGAGAAGAAGAGGCAAAAAGAGGCUAAAAAAGCUCGAAAGGCCGGCAAGUUCGUGUACGUGGACGACAUGACAAGGCUGGCGGAUGAGACAGACGGCGAUGUCAAUGGACAUGCCGGAAACUGGGAGAUGAGACCCGUGUACGAACGGGUAUAG